AUGGUUAGGCCAGUCAUAUUUGUAUUGUUUUACCUCCGGGAGUCCCUACACCUGGGGAGAAGGAAAAAACUAGCACACAUUGAGCUGCUUAUACGCCAGGUGCAUCCCAUAUAUUCUCUCCUGUGCCAUAGCUGAAGCACAGUGGUGGAGUGAGCACGCAGCCUGCAGGCUGUGAAGGAUUUAAAGCUCGGUUUCUCUGAAGUCACAACUCUUGCCCUUUCAACCCCUCCUGUAUCUUCUGAGCCAAGGUUCUCAAGGCAGGUGAUUCAGAGAACAGUCUGUGGGAGCAGUUGGAGACUGCUAAUGGCAGAACUGAGCCCUGCUCCAGCCAGCAGCCCUCUGCUGCAACUCAGAUAUGCAUCUUACCACCCGUGUCUCCACAUUGCUGACUCCGCAUGGCAGGGGCCUGGCUGGUCGGGAAGAGUUGGAGAUGCUGCUGACACAUGGAUCCUCGCAAGAAGGGCACCGGAUGGCUUUUAUUACUGGGCUCAGAUAAAGGCUGCUCCAGAGUUGGAGAGACAGGGGGCCCUGCUUGUGGAAUUUGAGGUUCCCACUGCCACAGACCCAAAGCUGCCAGCCCAGCAGCAGAGUGUGGUCUUAGAAGAAGAUGUCAUUCAGUUCUUGCCGUGCGUAGAACACUCACCACGGCCAGGGGACAAGGUGCUUGCAGCCUGGGAUCCAGACCAGCAGCGGUAUGGCCCUGGCACGGUUCUCUUGGGCUUGGAGGCGAGAGACCCCCUGAGAGCAUCAAAAGGAGGAGGAAUUACUGUUCACUUCUGGAAUGGCAAGACAGCUACUGUGCCUCUGGGCCAGGUCAGGUGGGUGCCCCCAGCUGUGUGGAAGAAGGCUGUGGAGAGGCUGCACAAGCCUUUAACCAGGGAGCACCCCGGGCCCCUCCUCUGGGCCCCUUGCUGCUCUCCGCUGGGACCGGUCGCUGGAUGUGUCAUCAGCGGGCUUUCUCCAGGCGCUCUGUUCCUGUGCCCGCCCUGCCUCCCCCAGGCCUGCUGCCAGCUGCCGUACCAGACCUGCCUCUGCUACUGUCCCUGGGCAGGACCCACCUGGUGGCCUCUAGCCAGGACCUCAGGGGCCACAGCCACAGAACAUCCAGAGGUGGAACUAAAGCCCACAGCACAACUUUUGCCUCUGGAGGGUCCUGCAGAAGAGGAAGCAGUAGCAGUGCAAGCUCCCGUGGGUGUUUCUUCCUCUUCUUCCUCCUCUUCUUCUGAGGAAGAGGAUUUGGGGAACGAUCUGGAGACGCACCUCCCGCAGAGGCUGGCGGUGGACAGCACAGUCAACACAGACCCUAUUCUUCUUGAGAAGUCUCUGAGGAGGCAGGGUGCCCUCUGCCAGCCCGAGUGGAGGUAUUGGAGGAGAAACGGGCCUGAGCCCUGUCCUGGGAAGCCAGGUACAACACCUCCUGAGAUCCCUGCUCCCUUCCCUCCCAUGUAUCUCUUAGGAAUCUCAUGCAUGUGUCCACUGUACUGGGACUGGAAGUAACACUUAGGUGUGUGGCCAUGUUGAAGGGGAAGCUGGGACAAGAGGGAAAUAGUGGGUUUCCAUCUGAACAAUAAAACCCACUGAGAAAAGAUGGGUUGA
Molecule: messenger RNA, 1596 nt
Organism: Herpailurus yagouaroundi (jaguarundi)
Lineage: Eukaryota; Metazoa; Chordata; Mammalia; Carnivora; Felidae
Gene: CUNH11orf16
Product: chromosome unknown C11orf16 homolog
Exons: 4
Coding region: 304-1497 (397 amino acids)
Source: RefSeq, a predicted model, not a curated record